AUGGCGUCGCUAUACAGCCGCGUAGGUCUCAUAAUCUGCAUAGCUAUGAUCAGCAUAGCUCAUGCAGAUGAUGAAAUCGCUUCAAAUAAUUCAACUGUUAUUCACCCUCAAGAAACCCUCAACAACUCGACCAUAUUAACAAUGCAACAAAUUUCAAAAGUAGCCUCAGAUUUCGCCGAAAACGGAGUAAUAGAGAAGCUCAUCAACAACAGUAGUAACAAUAAUAAUGCAUUGGCCUUGUCCGCAUUGAGAAGUUGCAGGGAGCUUCUCUCCCUCGCAAUGGACAACCUCAACAAGUCGCUCUCGACUCCCGUGGACACAGUCGAGGGCCGGGGCAGCGUCAAAUCCCGGCUAUGCGCUACCGGCGUCACUCUCCACACCUGCGUGGACGAAUUCAACGGCGGGCUCAGAGAUCUCGUCUUCCAGAAGCUCAAGGAGGCCAUUUAUCGUAACGCAGAGGUGAACAAAGUCAUGGCAGUAAUACACAGUGAAACUGAUCAUCUCUUAGGGCAAGAUUCCGCCGACGGAUAUCCACGCUGGCUUUCCGACAGCGACAGGGAACUGCUCCUGCGGGGUGCGAAGAGCAGCGCCGAUGCUGUGGUGGCGAAAGAUGGAUCGGGGAAGUACAGCAGAAUCUGGGACGCGAUCCAGGCAGCGCCGAGAUGGAGUAAGAAGAGGUUUGUGAUUUAUGUGAAGAGCGGAAUGUAUCAUGAAAAUGUCAAGGUUGGAGCUGAUAAGUGGAAUGUGAUGAUGAUUGGGGAUGGGAUGGAUAAGACCAUCGUCUACAGCAAUUUGAGCAAUGGUGGUGGACAGUCCACUUGGGAAAGCGCCACCUUUGGUAACUUGUUUCUCAUUCUUUUUGCAUGCUUGUUUUGA
Messenger RNA from Salvia miltiorrhiza (redroot sage), 876 nucleotides. RefSeq names its product pectinesterase/pectinesterase inhibitor PPE8B-like. The transcript has a single exon. The coding region runs from base 1 to 876 and encodes 291 amino acids. Gene Ontology annotation, biological process: cell wall modification. The record is from RefSeq and is a predicted model, not a curated record. Gene Ontology annotation, molecular function: pectinesterase activity; pectinesterase inhibitor activity. Lineage: Eukaryota; Viridiplantae; Streptophyta; Magnoliopsida; Lamiales; Lamiaceae.